Molecule: messenger RNA, 624 nt
Organism: Mycena indigotica
Lineage: Eukaryota; Fungi; Basidiomycota; Agaricomycetes; Agaricales; Mycenaceae
Product: GTP-binding protein
Exons: 9
Coding region: 1-624 (207 amino acids)
Molecular function (GO): GTPase activity; GTP binding
Source: RefSeq, a predicted model, not a curated record
AUGUCGAAGCAAUUCCAGUUCAAGCUUGUCCUUCUGGGCGAGUCUGCUGUGGGUAAAUCAAGUCUAGUGCUCCGCUUUGUGAAGGACCAGUUCGAUGACUACCGGGAGAGCACAAUCGGAGCUGCAUUCUUAACUCAGACUGUCACCCUCGAAGACCAAACCACCGUUAAAUUCGAAAUAUGGGACACGGCUGGGCAAGAACGAUACAAGUCUCUCGCACCCAUGUACUAUCGCAAUGCUAAUUGUGCUGUUGUACUCUACGACAUAACGUCGUCAGCCACACUUGAGAAGGCACGAAACUGGAUCCGCGAACUCCAGCGCCAGGCAGACCCGUCCAUCGUCAUCGCACUAUGCGGCAACAAGUCAGACUUGGCUGCACGGCGCCAAGUAAGUGAGGAAGAAGCAAAGAAGUACGCUGAGGAGGAGGGUCUAAUGUGGGCCGAGACGAGUGCGAAGACUGGGGAUGGUGUCAACGAGAUCUUCACUGCAAUUGCUAAGAAGCUCCCACUGACUGCUCCUCCGCCAUCGGCACGUGCUGGAGCCAGUCGUCCCGGUGGAAGGACUGGGGUCGACUUGAACAAGCAGACGACAGCCCAGCCAGGCCAGGAGGCGUGCAACUGCUAG